AUGGGCUGCUAUCAAAGCAAAUCGAAAUCAGAUAAUUCAAAAAUUGUCACAGUAAAAGACCUGAAAGUCCAAAAAAGUGCUUUUGUUCAGCACAAUCCGAACCCUUUUCAAGAAAUCUACUCAAUAGGCCGCAGUAUAGGCACCGGCGCUUUUGGAGAAGUUCGGCGAGUAGUACAUCGCCACGCAAAUGCGACAAGAGCUGCAAAAAUAUUCCGAAAAGAUCUUGCGAAAACAGAAGAAGCCAAACAAAAAUUAAAUCUCGAAAUAGACAUCCUUAAAAGUCUUGAUCAUCCAAAUAUUAUUCGAAUUUAUGAAUUCUUUGAAGACCCGAAGCGUUUUUUAUACCAUUUUAAGGUAAAUUUACUAUAUAAUUUGCUAUGAAUGAUAAUUUACCAUAAAUGGUAUAUAUAGUUAUGGAGCAUUGCAACGGUGGCGAACUAUUUGAAGAGAUCCUUAAGCGACAAUCUUUUGGAGAAGUCCAUGCAGCACAGAUAGUCCAACAAAUCUUAUCAGCAGUUGCAUAUUUACAUGACCGUGGAAUAGUUCAUAGAGAUUUGAAACCAGAAAAUAUCUUGCUUGAGGAACGAGGGGAUAUUUUGAAUAUCAAGCUGAUUGAUUUUGGUACUGCUGUUUUUUUAGAAAAAAAUAAAACAAUUAGAGGUGCUCUGGGAACUGCUUAUUAUAUAGCUCCUGAAGUGCUGACGGGAUAUUAUAACGAAAAGUGUGAUAUGUGGAGUAUUGGGGUAAUUAUUUAUAUUUUAUUAUUCUUUUUAUAUUGUAAUAUAUUAUAGUUAAAUUAGUCUCUUAAGACUUUAUUUAUUCUAUCUUUCCUAUAAAAUAAAGAUAAUUGCUAAUUAAUGAAGGUAAGAAAUUAUUUUCAUACACAAUAAAUGCUAUUCGCAUAUAAAUAUUUAUUUUUUAGUAAAUUUAUUAAAAAUCAAAUAUCCGGUGUUCCUCCAUUUGACGGAAAAACCGAUGACGAUAUCAUCGAAAAAGUCAAAAAAGGGAACUACUCCUUUGCUGGUGCAGCAUGAAGAAACAUUUCAAGAGAAGCCAAAGACUUAAUCUCUUCCCUUCUAUGCCCCCCAGCAAAUCGUCUUACUGCACCAGCUGCUUUACUCCACCCAUGAAUCGCCGCAAACGCUUCACGCUCCCUUCCCAGCGUCCAAGUAAUGCAAUCUGCAUUAUCUAACCUGAAAGGUUUCCACAAUAACAACAAGCUAAGAGACGCAGUCCAAACCUUCAUAGCAACCCAGUGCAUUUCUCAGCAAGAUACAAAAGACAUGAGAGAAGCCUUCCGCGCUAUGGACACCAAUGGGGAUGGGAAAUUAAGCAAAGAAGAGCUGCUAGCCCAAUAUGUAAGAACCAUGGGUCCUGAAAUGGCUGAGGUUGAAGUCAAUAGGAUUAUGGCAGAGGCUGAUUCUGAUAAUAAUGGCUUUAUUGAUUAUACAGAAUUUUUAAAGGCAACGCUAGAUUUGAAAACUGCAAUGUCUGCAGAAAAUUUAAAGGUUGCCUUUGAUGUGUUUGAUAAAGAUGGAAGUGGAAAAAUAUCGACACUGGAACUGAAGAGGAUUUUGGAAGGAGGAGCGCAGACUGAAAAAAGCUUGUGGAAUAUGAUUGUGAAUGAAGUCGAUUUGAAUGGGGAUGGAGAAAUUGAUUUUUCUGAGUUCCAGAAUAUUAUUCUUAAUCGAUCUAUAUAAAUUUUGGAAAAUUUGCCUUCAUAUUUGAUCAAAUUAUUUUUAUAUAUAUUGUGAUUUUUAUAUAAUAAAAUCGUUAGAUUAGUUAACAGUUAUGAAAAAUAAUAGUGGGUUUGAGCCGAAAAAAAAAUUUACUGCAAUUUAUUAAUAAUCUGCAAAAUUGGCUUUAAAACAAUUGAAUUAAUAUAUCUCAUUUUAUAAAUUAUGCUUUUCAGAAUUUCUUUUGGCACUAACUUGAUCGAGUUUCUCAUCAUUUGGCCCAGGACGGGAGAAGAGUUAGUAAACUUUAA
Blepharisma stoltei is the source of this 1987-nucleotide messenger RNA. The record is from the annotation of a GenBank genome assembly. Lineage: Eukaryota; Ciliophora; Heterotrichea; Heterotrichida; Blepharismidae.